UUCACUCUCUCUCGUCCUCUCCUCCUCCCUAUUCCCCGGCGCUCCCGCGCUCAUCCUCUCUCUCCCUCUCCCCUCCUCCCUCCGUCCUCCCCCUCCCCGCUCCCCCUCCCCGCUCCCCCUCCCUGCUCCCCCUCCCCGCUCCCCCUCCGCCCAUCAGGUGCGUCAAGGUGCCCGUCUCCUCCCCCCCAAAUGUUUGGGGACGUGCCGGACGACCCGCACCACUGGCUCAGGGACGAGAGGCGCAAAGAGAACACAACUGUGCGCCAAGGUGCCAUUCUCCUUCCCCUCAAUAUUCGGGGAGGUGCGAGACGAACCCCACCACUGGCUCUGCACGAGAAGACCCUCACCCGCUGCUCUCCCCCUGCCUCUCCCGCCUCCUCCCCGCUUCCGGCUCCCCCUUUCUCCCUGCGCCCAUCAGGUGCGCCAAGGUGCGUCAAGGCGCCCUUCUCGUGCGCCAAGGUGCCAUUCUCUUUCCCCCCAAUGUUUGGGGACGUGCGGGACGACCCCCACCACUGGCUGAGAGACGAGAGGCGCAGGAAUCCGGAGGUCCUGGCGCAUUUGGCGGCAGAAAACGCGCUCACAGACGCUCUAUUGCCUUCAUGUAGUGACGGGAACAUGGGGUGUACGGGGAUGAAAGGAGAAAGGGAAGGAGGGGGAGAGAGAGAGGGAGUGUCCCUGCGCGUGCUGCUAGAAGGGGAGAUGAAAGCGCGAGUGAAGCAGGAGGACAGGAGCGUUCCUUUGAGGAAGGGUGAUUUCUGGUACUACACCCGAGAGGAGGAGGGUAAACAGUAUCCCAUCCACUGCAGGAGAGCAGCUGCAGACUCUACAGCAGCAGGCAACAGCAGCAGCUGCAGCAGCAGCAGCAGGGAAGGAAUGAGUGGAUCAAAGCAGGAGAAGCAGGCAGAGGGGGGAGAACUUACCUUUGAACAGAGAGAUUAUUUCUCCGAGUGCAUGGAUGAAGGGGUUCCAGAGGAGAUAGUUUUAGACGAGAACAGGGAGGCGGAGGGGCGAAGCUUUUUCCACAUUGACAGUGUUGUUGUGAGUCCGAACCAUGGGUUUGUGGCGUAUAGUCUCGAUACGAGGGGGGACGAGAGGUACUCUAUCCAUGUCCGGCCUAUCUGCUCGGGUUCUGCUGCUGCUGCUGCUGCUGCUGCUGCUGCUGCUGCUUCUGCUGCUGCUUCAGCAAUACUCUCGUCUGAUCUUUCCUUAGUACUGCCGCUCUUCCAAACCAUGAGUAACGACGACCCGUGGGACUUCGAUUGGAAUCCAUCCGACGAGGAAGAAGCCAGUACAGGGAAUCGCAGUUCGGUUAAGAGGUCUCGAGGUGAGGGUGGAUCGUCACGCGCUGGAAGGAGAGCUCGUUCAGCAUCCGGAGCGCGUGCUAAGAUUCCCCCUCUGGCACUCACACUCGAGCCCACGACAUCUAACAAGCAAGCUGAAGAUCCUCUCCCCGGACCUUCUGGAAGUCGUCCCGUCAUGUCGGACCCGGUCGACAAUUCUCCAAUCCCGGAACUUUUCAAGGGGUGGACGGCGUCGUCUGUAAAGGGUUUUCGCGACGAUUUCAAGGAUCUGCUUAAGGCGAAAAGCAAACUCAAGAAGAUGAAGGAACUUGACCGUCAAGGCGUGAUUCUCCACAGCAUCCGCACGAAGACCGUGGAGUUCCAGACGAAGUUUGCCUCUGUCAAGGAGAAAUCUGCUGCGUCCGUCUCAGAGAUUCACUUGGCGAAUCAAAAGCGGCUGCAAGCGGAUUUUAUCGCCUCGGAAGCACUGGAGAUUGAAGAACUUCAGAAGGCGGUGGACUCGCACGUCGUCGCUCUAGCAUCGAGGAUGGAAGAAUACAUCAAGAGCCUGAGUGCUGACCCCGACUUGGUUGUGUCUGACGCCGCCAAGGAGAAAUUCCGUGUUUUCAAGGGGCGUUGUAACGAAAAGGCGAAUUCUGACAUCCAGACCGCAAGGGAUGAGAUUGUCAUCCGUGAGCUCGAUCGACAGAACAAGGCUGCCGCCGAAGAGUUGAAGAAAGCAGCUGCGUCCGAGGAGGUGCAGGAAAUGGAAGUGGAAGCUGGGGUUGGAGAGAUCAUGAAUCAGCACGCGAAGCGGAUUGAAGACAAGAUUCGGAGGGAGAUGAUUCCGAAGAUUGAGGCCAAUCUGAUGAAGAAGCUGCUGAAAAAUCUUUCGUUGGGAAAACAGGAUUCCCCCCAGGCUCCUGCUGCUGACGCGAAGCCGAAGAAUGCCCCAGCCGGAAAACCGAUGCAAACUACUCCGAUGGAAAAGGAGCGCCACUCAGGGAGUACGGCCGGGAAUUCCAAGCCGAAAAAGAAGCGCGGGGGUAAGAAGAAGAAGAAGGACGGCACCCAGGACCAGCAGGCGAAAGGCCAGGCAGCAGACGUGAAGGCCAAGGGACCAAAAAAACGGCGGAGGCGGCCCAGGAAAAGGGCCGCACAAGAACUAACGAGCCAUGAUCUGGCGCUCCGCUGGUUCGGACAGCUGACAAACGUGGAGGUGUAUGGAGACCACAGCGGCUCGUGCUUCUUCCUCCUCCGCCGCUCCGAUCAGAUGCGAAACUCGCAGCUCCUCACGCUGCCUGUUGCUGACGCUGCUGAUGCUACUCCUACUGCUGCUACUGCUGCUGCUGCUGCUGCUGCAGCUGAGGCUGUAGAGCCCUCAGUGGUGCUCCCGCAUGAUCCCAGACAGACCGACCACAGCAGGUCGCACUUCUUCCUCCUCCGCCGCUCCGACCAACUGCGGAACUCCGAGCUCCUUGCCGUGCCUGCUUCAGAAGAUGCUGAUGUGGAGGGAUCUCAGCCGUUGGUGCUGCUGCCGCAUGACCCCAGUGUGAAGCUCCAAUCAGUGACAGCCUUCAAGCGCCACGUGGUCGUGUUUGAGAGGGUGAAGGGGCUCCAACGGAUCAGAUCCAUCCCCUUGCGAUCCGACGGCUCUCCUGCACCUGAAGCUGCCAAACUGGUGGAAUUCGAUGAAGCAUCAUACGAGAUCCGGGCCCUAAGAAGCCGGUUUGACCCACCUCGCAACGUGUUACCUCAUACUCCUUCCACCACCCCGUCUCCUUGCUUUGCCUUCAACAGGGUGGAAUUCGACGAAGCAGCAUACGAGAUCCGAGUCCUCAGAAGCCGCUUCGAAUCGCCCCUCCUCCGCUACUCUUUCUCCUCCCUCGUCACCCCCACCACUGUGUUCGAGCGAGACAUGGACACAGACAGGCAGGCUGCUAGGAAAGUCGACUGGUCGCCCCUCCUCCGCUUCUCCUUCUCCUCCCUUGUCACCACCACCACUGUGUUCGAGCGAGACAUGGACACAGACAGGCAGGCUGCGAGGAAAGUCGACUGGCUUGGGCCAUCUUUUGACCCCUCGCUCUACUCCUCCCGCCGUCUCUUUGCCACAGCAGCAGACGGCACACAAGUCAGUCCGUCGUUCGACCCCUCGCUCUACUCCUCUCGCCGUCACUUCGCCACGGCAGCAGAUGGCACACAAGUUGGUCCAUCCUUUGACCCCUCGCUCUACUCCUCCCGCCGUCUCUUCGCCACCGCAAAAGAUGGCACACAAGUGUCCAUAUCGCUCGUCCAUCGCAACACCCCUGCCAAUGUUGCCGGCGCUCCCAGCGUUUCUACUGAUGCUGCUGCCUGCAGUGGGCCCCCUUGGCCCAUGCUGCUCUACGCCUACGGUGCUUAUGAGGUGCCCUCGCGCCUCUCUUUCUCCCCCGACCGUCUCUCCCUACUCGACCGAGGGAUGGCGGUGGCUGUAGCGCAUGUGAGGGGAGGAGGGGACUGGGACUAUCAGUGGUACCUAGACGGGAAGCUUCUGAGAAAGCGCAACACGGUGUGGGAUGUGAUUGCGUGUGCCGAGCACCUGAUCAAGGAAGGGUGA
This is a messenger RNA of Closterium sp. Naga37s-1, 3876 nucleotides long. The record is from the annotation of a GenBank genome assembly. NCBI's taxonomy places the organism in Eukaryota, Viridiplantae, Streptophyta, Zygnematophyceae, Desmidiales, Closteriaceae.